AUGAAGCUUAACAUCGCAUACCCCGCUCAGGGCACCCAGAAGUGCAUUGAUAUUGAGGACGAGCACCGAGUCCGAGGCUUCUACGAGAAGCGAAUGGGCCAGGAGGUUGAGGCUGACUUCCUCGGUGACGAGUUCAAGGGCUACGUGCUCAAGAUUACCGGUGGUAACGACAAGCAGGGUUUCCCCAUGAAGCAGGGAGUCAUGCACCCCACCCGAGUCCGACUUCUGCUGUCCAAGGACUCUUCCUGUUACAGAUCUCGACGAGCCGGUGAGCGAAAGCGAAAGUCCGUCCGAGGAUGCAUUGUCUCUUCCGACCUGUCUGUUCUGUCUGUCGUUAUCGUCAAGCAGGGCGAUGCCGACAUUGAGGGCCUGACCACCGAGACUGUUCCCCGACGACUCGGCCCCAAGCGAGCCAACAACAUCCGAAAGCUGUUUGCUCUCUCCAAGGAGGAUGAUGUCCGACAGUACGUUAUCCGACGUGAGGUGACCACCAAGUCCGGAAAGACCUACACCAAGGCCCCCAAGAUCCAGCGACUCAUCACUCCCCGACGACUCGCCCACAAGGCCCAGCUCCGAGAGAAGAAGGUCAAGGCCAUCCAGGCCUCCAAGGAUGCUGCCGCUGAGUACGCCCAGCUGCUCGCCAAGCGAGUUGCCGAGAAGAAGUCUGAGAAGGCCGAGGAGAAGAAGCGACGAGCCUCUUCUCUCCGAACUCAGUCUGUCCAGGCUUAA
Messenger RNA from Yarrowia lipolytica CLIB122, 729 nucleotides. Its product is annotated as 40S ribosomal protein eS6. Lineage: Eukaryota; Fungi; Ascomycota; Dipodascomycetes; Dipodascales. The record is from RefSeq and is a predicted model, not a curated record. Gene Ontology annotation, cellular component: ribosome. Gene Ontology annotation, molecular function: structural constituent of ribosome. Gene Ontology annotation, biological process: translation.